This is a messenger RNA of Encephalitozoon intestinalis ATCC 50506, 1647 nucleotides long. RefSeq lists its product as uncharacterized. Gene Ontology annotation, biological process: transmembrane transport; monoatomic anion transport. Gene Ontology annotation, molecular function: mechanosensitive monoatomic ion channel activity; calcium ion binding. The coding region runs from base 1 to 1647 and encodes 548 amino acids. The record is from RefSeq and is a predicted model, not a curated record. Lineage: Eukaryota; Fungi; Microsporidia; Unikaryonidae. Gene Ontology annotation, cellular component: plasma membrane. The transcript has a single exon.
AUGCGAACCGAGAAAAUUGAAAGCAUACAGCAGGUUGAGGAGUCCGACUUCUUUGUGGAGAAGAAGCCGUCGGGGAAGAGACACGUGGACGAUCCAAGUCCUCCCUCAUCGGUAUGGAUCCUUAUCUACCUUGGGGGAUCCAUUAUUUCCGGGAUCCUAGCAUACAUAUGCCACUAUUCGUUUAUUCUAUCAAAGAUAGAACCUAAUGGAAAGGCCCAGCCCCCAUUGGCAACCGAAAAACUUCUUCUGUGCCUUCUCAUUGGUAUUAUGAUUUGGUUUAUGCUUGAGCUUAUACUGACAUACUUCUCGAUCACUCUCAAGAAGAUUGACGAGAAGCAAAGAUUCCUUCAGAGCACUUUAAUAAGGAAUGGAUGGCUUAUAAGUCUUGUUCUCACACUGUUGAUUCUCUCUUUUGUCAUGGGAAGCUACAACCAUGGAACAGAGAUCAUAGACGGAGAGAGUGCCAGGACUGGCGAAGAGGGGAACGCAGAGCUACCAAAGGAAGAGACCCAUCCUGGGGAGUCAGGAAGCUCUUCUGCCAGGCUAGUUGAGACAAAGACUCCAUUUAUAGACAAACUAAGCAGGCUUCUUCUUGCAAGCUCUAUGUUUCUUGGGAUAAUUCUGGCAAAGACCAUUCUUAUGGAGAGGAUAAACUACAAGAUGCUCUUUGAAAACUAUGAGGAUAGAAUCCAGAAGAACUAUGAGGACAUGAAGAUGCUCGAGGAGCUGAACAGAAUAACUGGCAAGAAGAUGGAGUCGGAUCCAGAUGUCGAGAGCUGGGGAAGUCUUGUAUUCAAGACAGUUUCUCCGGAAAAGGAUACUGUUGACAUUCAGACCCUCGAAUACUUCUUUGGAACCGAUAGUGCACGAAAGAUAUUUGAGCGCUUCGAUAUAUACGGGGAUGGCAGGGUGACAAGAAGUAGCUUUGUCCUUGUGUAUCAGGACAUUCUAAACGAGGAUAAGAGAAUCACUAUGGGAAUGGCUCAGAAGGUCACGAUUGUCGAGAAGUUGGACAUUGUUCUCUCCUGCAUACUCAUUCCGUUUGGGAUUUCGGCCACCAUUCCAAUAGUGGAGAGUGAGGUUAAUUUUGUCAACUUCAUCCCCAUCCAGUUUGGUACACUCCUUUCCCUCAAUGCGAUCUUUGCUUCGAUUCUCACAGAGAUGUUCAGGUCUCUGGUGUUCAUAUUUCUCGUCAAGACAUUUGAUGUUGGAGACAAAAUCCUUAUAGACGGCCACCUUCACAAGGUGUACGACAUGGGCCUUCUCUACACCUCGUUUGUAGUUGACAAGAAAGUCACAGUGAUUCCCAAUGCCAAGAUCAUGGACAAGACCAUAGUCAACCUCAGAAAGGCAAGGACGUCACUGAAACAGUUUAAGUUUACAUUUUUAAACUCUCUGGAAUUUAAAGACAAGAUGGCGGAGCUGAACUCUGCAAUCGAAAAGGAGGUGGCCUCGGAUCCUAAUGUAUACACAGGAAAGUUUAGUGUGUACGGGUAUGACUUGAAGAACAACUCCUCAAUAGGGAUAAAUAUUGACGUUGUGUUCUGGAUCCAAAAUCAGGACAUAAAGACCCUGAAAGCACAGGAAGACGCAUUCUUGAUAGUUCUGUAUGGCUUCAUCCGCGACUUGGGGCUGGUGUUGGAAUAG